AUGGCCGAUUCAAAAGAAAUACUUGCUGCGUCAGCACCAGCUGCAAAGCCACCUGUUCUCCUGGGAACCAAGGAGCGCUUGCCUGAGUUUCAGCUCGCUGAUAAAGUUGUGCUCGUCUCUGGGGCGGCGAGAGGCCUUGGGUUGACACAGGCUGAGGCAUUACUGGAAGCUGGAGCUAUAGUGUAUGCACUUGACCGCCUUGAAGAACCAGCUGAAGACUUCCAUCGUGUCCAAACACGCGCUACCAAAGAGCUCAACACCGAGUUCCACUACCGGCGCAUCGAUGUCCGCGAUACUGAGGGUCUCGAGAAGAUCGUGCAGGAAAUAGCCGACAAGCAUGGCCAUAUCGACGGUUUGGUUGCUGCAGCUGGCAUCCAGCAGGAAACCCCCGCUCUCGCAUACACAGCCAAGGAUGCAAACACCAUGUUCGAAGUCAACAUCACCGGUGUCUUCAUGACGGCCCAAGCAGUCGCAAAGCAGAUGAUUCGCUUCGGAACUCGCGGAAGUAUUGUCAUGAUUGCCAGUAUGAGUGGGACAAUCGCCAAUAGAGUACGAUUUUUCAGCAUCCCCCCUUUCCCCCCACCCCCACACCUCCGCCUUUAUGGACUUAUCUGUCCAGCCUACAAUGCCAGCAAGGCCGGUGUGAUACAGCUUGCUCGCAACCUUGCAUCCGAAUGGGGCCAAUACGGCAUCCGCGUCAACACCAUCUCUCCAGGCUACAUCGUCACCGCCAUGGUCGAGCAGUUAUUCGUGGAGUACCCCGAACGCAAGACCCAGUGGCCAACCGAGAACAUGUUGGGCCGCCUUAGUGAGCCAUCCGAGUACAGAGGCGCAGCAGUCUUCUUAAUCAGCGAUGCCAGCAGCUUCAUGACAGGAAGCGACCUGAGGAUUGACGGUGGGCAUGCAGCGUGGUAA
Microsporum canis CBS 113480 is the source of this 915-nucleotide messenger RNA. RefSeq names its product oxidoreductase. Gene Ontology annotation, cellular component: intracellular anatomical structure. The record is from RefSeq and is a predicted model, not a curated record. NCBI's taxonomy places the organism in Eukaryota, Fungi, Ascomycota, Eurotiomycetes, Onygenales, Arthrodermataceae. The coding region runs from base 1 to 915 and encodes 304 amino acids. Gene Ontology annotation, molecular function: oxidoreductase activity, acting on NAD(P)H, oxygen as acceptor. The transcript is spliced from 4 exons.